Messenger RNA from Fonsecaea erecta, 429 nucleotides. RefSeq lists its product as hypothetical. NCBI's taxonomy places the organism in Eukaryota, Fungi, Ascomycota, Eurotiomycetes, Chaetothyriales, Herpotrichiellaceae. The transcript has a single exon. The record is from RefSeq and is a predicted model, not a curated record. The coding region runs from base 1 to 429 and encodes 142 amino acids.
AUGAAUAUUAAAAAGUUUCAUCUCCUCAAUAUCUCGCUCUUGCUAAUCAACGUCGCGUAUUGCUUAACCGUUACAUGUGACACGGGUGGCAACUUAGUCCUGACAUCCGACUACGAAGAACUCUCCAACGACAUCCUGAGCAACAACUUCAAUCCUCCCCUUUCAGAUCCCAUCAAGCUCGGUCCUACCCAACAACAACCAUUUCCGAGAAUUGGAACCGCGGGAGCUUGCCUCCACAACGACUUCCUUUUCAGAAGCGCCAGCAUCGCCCUGAGCGACGUGCAGGCCGCAGCAGCGGCUAUCUUUUCACAGUGCUUCUUGGUUCCAGGGUUGACGGUAGCAACCGGAGGACAGGCGACCCUGACUUCGAACGAUGGGAGUGGGAUCACGGUCAUUUUCGAGGUCGGACCGCCUGCUCUGUUAUGUUAA